CUAUAACGGGUUAUAACGUCGAAUUUAAUCUCAAUGAUAUUAUAUAAUCAUUCAUUAGUAAUCACAAGCUAAUCUUUUUGUGUAGUAAUUCCUUAUGUAUGAGUCAGGGGGUUGUGCUGAUUGAAGUUACAGUGCAUCCUCAUAGAAAUAUUUUGAGUAAGAUUUCUCUUAUCAACUAUUCCCCUACAUACUAGGACAACACAUCAUACCUCUUGGCAGAAUUGAGAAUGGAGAAGAGCAAGUAUUUGAUUGAGGAAGGCAGUCCUCCACAGGUACAACGGCGCCGUCCAGCCGCAUGGAAAUGGGUCGUCACGGCGACGUUGUUAGUUUCAAUUCCGCUUUUCAAGGCUAAAUUGCCCCUCCCGUCGCGGUGUUCUCAUCACGACAACCACCCGACGCGCCUCACCUAUCCCGGCGAGCGCAUCACAUGGGAACGAUGCGGUGACUUAGGAAACCGGCCGCUUGAAUGCAGCAGCAUCGAUGUGCCGAUGGAUCAAUUCAGCCCGUCUAACUCUGGUAACAAGACCUUCAGCAUCCCGCUGAUUCGCUUACGCGGCGCCAAUGCGACUCAGAAUUUAUUCCUCAAUCCCGGCGGCCCGGGCGGCAGCGGAAUUGAGUUUUUGUAUCGCAAAGGUGCGCAGUUGCACGACAUCGUCGGCGAAGGCUUCCAUUUGUUGAGUUUCGACCCUAGGGGUAUUAAUAGCUCACAGCCGUUGGCUCGGUGCUACCCCGAUGCUGAAACACAGCGAGAGCGGUCAAGUGUGCGCGACACCAAGAUUAUUGAAGAUAGCAUCGAGGCGUAUACUUGGUCCCACAACUUUGUGAGAGCGUGUGCUGAUACUAUGGGGGAGCAUGGGCUGUAUCUCAAUACGCCGCAGACGGCUGCCGACAUGAACAGCAUUCUCGAUGCUUUGGGGCAGGAUAAUAUGGUGUACUGGGGUUUCAGUUAUGGUUCACUUUUAGGUCAGACAUACGCUACAAUGUUUCCCGAUCGUUCCGAACGCGUCAUAAUUGACGGCGUCGCAAACCAAUUCGAUUGGUACGAGGGACUACUAGAUACUGAGACCUUCGUCGACACUGAAAAUGUCUGGGAGGGCUUCUUGGAGGAGUGCAUCAAGGCCGGCAAGGACUGCGCACUUUCGUCAUUGGCAGAGUCCAAGGAUUCGCUGAAAGCGAAGUUCUACUCGUUGGCCCAGCAACUAAAAGACAGCCCGCUUAGUGUUUACGUCAACAACACCAUCUACGGCACCAUUGACUACGAGACAAUUUGGUACAACGCCAUUUUCCCUGCGCUUUAUAAACCGGCUAAUUGGUAUCCGCUGGCUGAGCGGUUAGCUCAAUUACUCGAGGGCAAUGCGACAGAGGCAUUGAUCUCGUAUGGAUUAGGUGAUCCCUGGGGUAUUGCAGGCCAAGCCAACGAAUUCAUCACGUACAACGACGGUGCUUCUGGUGCAUCGUUCUGGCCACAAGACAGAGAGUCGACACUUGAUGUUCUUAUCCCGUACAUGAAUUCAAGUAUUUUCGCUCCUACGGAGUACGGGGGUUACUACAUCAAGCAGCAGUGGCAAGUCCCGAAGACCCAUGAGUACGUCCCGCGCGUGGGUGUCGAAACCGCGCAUCCCGUGCUCAUCCUCUCGACAACUUACGACCCUGUAUGCCCGCUGCAAUCCGCCCGUUCCGCAAAUGCCGCGUUUAAGGACUCCCAAAUUGUUGAAGUGCUCGGUUAUGGGCAUUGCUCUGUUGCUAUUCCUUCCACCUGUCUCGCUAAGCAUGUGAGAGCAUUCUUGUAUGAUGGGACAGUGCCGGAUAGCUACACGCAAUGUGAGGUUGAUGGGAAGUACUUCAUCAACCCAGAUGAGGGAGGUAAGGUUACGGCUCAGAAGCACUUUGACGAUUUGGAGGAGCAAAAGAUUCAUCUAGCGCAGAUUGAACUUGCUAGAAAUUGGGAUUGGUAACCGUUGCGAAAUCGAUUUUCGCUUGACGUUAGAAUCUCACUACCUGCUGUAUAAUCCACAUAUUAUUAUCAUACUAACAUAUUGACC
This is a messenger RNA of Annulohypoxylon maeteangense, 2042 nucleotides long. Its product is annotated as alpha/beta-hydrolase. The coding region runs from base 228 to 1955 and encodes 575 amino acids. The record is from RefSeq and is a predicted model, not a curated record. NCBI's taxonomy places the organism in Eukaryota, Fungi, Ascomycota, Sordariomycetes, Xylariales, Hypoxylaceae. The transcript has a single exon.